AUGUUUAUAAAAAACUUCUUUAAGAAACAAUGCAGAUUUGAGAGAAAGCUAUUCGAAUCCUCCAUAUUCGAUAAUCAAGAGACAGUGGAUCUGGAAGAUGUCAAGUAAAUGUUGCAAGGAUUUCCUUGUCUGUCUGAAAUUGAUUAACUAGUUUAAAGUAUGACUAUCGUUUAGGUGUGUCGUGAAUUCCUAAGACUCAUCCCCCAAACAUUAGACAAUCAUAAAAAGCUAAAAGUUCUACUCACCAUGCAUGUGCUUAUGGGAGAUGUCAAACAUGGUAGAUUAUUUGUAUAGUAAUUAAAUUACUUUAAUGGUUGGGCAUCUACCAAUAAAGAAGACAUCCUUAAUAAGUUCAUCGGCAUUCAAACGAUGAUAAUACAUAAACUCUCCAGCAUCUAAGAAAUAUCUAAUAGAAGCAAACUAAAAGUCAGCAUUGAAGCCUUCUUCAAAGAUAUAGAUACAUCAGUCAUUCAAUUCUACAAAGCUAUCAAUUGUCUAAACUUCAUUCUAGCUUAAUAUGAUCUAUUCCUCAGUAUCUCUAAACUGCAUAACCGAACAGUGGUCAUGGAAAUUUACUUACUAAUCUGGAACGAUCUAAUAGCCAUGUAUUUGAUGCUUGAAAGGUUCAUACGACAAUUUAUGGAGUGCUAUACUUAACUCGAUCAGAAAUAAGCAUUGCAAGUCUAUGAACUAUUUAACGAAUAUAACAAAUUGACAGCCUCUGUGAGACAAUUUGGAUCCAUCAGUAACAAUUUCAAAAAUUGCAACAUUUCCCAACCUAAAUGGUAUGUUCCCACAAAAAAAGAGUAGGAUGAAUUACAACUGUAUUUUCAGAAUGUCAAAAUUUAUUUAACAAGUAGAACCAAAAGAUAGAAAAUUGAAAAAUCAGCUUCCUAAGUCUUGAGAGUGUGUCAAAGCACAGAUAGAAACUAUAGAAAAUCAACUUCAUUUGUUGGGCAAAAAGGAGAUAACUUUCUUUAAAAUACUACUUUAGGGUACAUGAAAAAAAUAUCUACUGCUACAAAUCCUAUUGCAUUUUAAUACACAUUUGAAAGCGAAUCAAAAACUGAAAUUUAAUAGAAAUGA
This is a messenger RNA of Paramecium tetraurelia, 1086 nucleotides long. RefSeq lists its product as uncharacterized. The transcript is spliced from 5 exons. The record is from RefSeq and is a predicted model, not a curated record. Lineage: Eukaryota; Ciliophora; Oligohymenophorea; Peniculida; Parameciidae.